GGCGGAGCACCCCUGGGGAAAACCAGAAGCCAGCGCCUGUGACGGUAUUUAUAUGGCACAAGCUAAACCCAGGUGACCAGAGGCCUCUUUAGGAGCUGGGAUCACUCCAGCUUCUGGCACAGACAAGGGAGGCUGAGAGAUGGAAAGCCACUCCUAGGUGAGGGGCACCAUCGCACCAGCCAUGGCGAGAUCCGGUGUCUUCAUCCCUCUGCUCCUCCUCUUCCUUCUCCCUGGAGUCUCCUCCAACUGCUACACCGGCACAGCUGAGGAGUGUGAUGAGACCGUGGCCUUCGUGCCCGGGUACAGCUUGGUGGGGGAGGGCAUCGACGUGACCACUCUGAAGCGGACAGGGGCUGAUGUGGUGGACACCAGCCUGUGGCGCCACCCAAAUGGCACCUGCACCCUCUGCGAGAACCGGCUGCUGCAGGGGCAGCUGCACAGGGUACCUCUGGCCAUGGUGGACUGGAAGGUCCACAUCGCAUGCACCCACGACCUCAGCAGCUCUGUGAAAGAGUCAGCUGCGGCUGUGGCCCGGGCACUGGCGUGGGAUGUGAACAACGACUGGAAGUCAGAGCUGGAGCUGCAAGAGGAUUCCCAGGGCCCAGCCUUGAGGGGGUCCAAAUCCCAGCUCACCAGCUAUGCUUACCAGAAGGAGAAUGACGACAAGUACAUGUUCGUGUACCAAGAGAUUCCCUGUGUGUUUUACAGGGUGAGAUUCACUCACGACCCCCCACUGAUGCCCCAGUUCUCCCAGGCCCUGAGAAGCCUCCCACUCAGGAACGACUCAACCACAUACCGGUCCUUCCUGGCCACCUACGGUACCCACUACGUGAGGCAGGCAGACCUUGGGGGGCGCGUGCAGCAGCUGAUGGCCAUAGAGACCUGCCGGGCAGUGCUGGAUGGGCUGACAGCCACCGAAAUCAAGGAUCGCCUGCGCUCACAGUUCUUGCAAGACCUGGGCCUGAGCCAGAGCAGCGAGGGCAGGGGGAGAUCCCAGAUGCCCUACGUGGAGAAGCGCAUCCAGGUGACAGGUGGCAACAGCGACUUCUCCACCAAGCAAGAUGCCAGCUCCUUCUCGGCCUGGAGCGGGAGCCUCAAAGCCAGCCCCGACCUGGUCUCCUACUCCCUGAUGCCCAUCCACACCUUGGUGAGACCCAGCGACCCCAGGCGGGAGGCGCUGAAGCAGGCAGUGAAGGAGUAUUUGGCUGAGCGGGGACACAAGAAGAGUUGCCCUCGUAGAUGCCCACAAGGGAGUCAGGGCGACUCCGAGGACCCCUGCAAAUGCUACUGCCCCGGCAACCCCUUCACCAACUCCAUGUGCUGCUCACUCAAGAGGGGCAUGGCCCGGCUGAAGGUCCAUGAGCUGCGGUGCGCAGACCUGUGGGGAGACACCCUGUCCGCCACCGACGCCUACGUCAUGGUCUCCUUCCAAGGCCGGGAGCUACAGACAGAGAUCAUUAAGAACAAUAACUACCCCACCUGGUACAAAGAACUGGACUUCGGGCCAGUGACGCUGCCGAAGAUGCUGGGGGAGUUGUCCAAACUGAAAUUGGAGGUGUGGGACAGCGACUUAUUGAAGGACCAUCGCCUGGGCCACUGCAACACCAACCUCGAGGUCGGCAGGAAUAACACACUCACCUGCCUCCUUGACCACGGCCACUUGCAGUUUUACUACACGCUGGAGUGCGGGCCCAACCUGGGGGGCAACAACUGCCAUGAGUACGUGCCUGUGAGAGGCUGAGAGGAGAGAACCCAGGAAUCCUGGCUCUCAGCCUCCUCUGCUUUCACCCACUAGACCCCACUCCCCUCCCUGAUCUGGAGAGAGAACCCAGGAGUCCUGGCUCCCAGCCCGCCCUGCUCUAGCCCAGUAGCCCCCACUCCCUUUCCCGAGCGUUACCAAGUCUCACAAGAAAAUAAAGCAGCAAUGCCUUUCCAAACUAACCCAGCCCAUCUCAGAGAGAGUGCAGGGGUGUGUUUAGACAAAUCCCUUUGUUGUUUUCAGUAGGUCUAGUUUUGUUGCUUCCAACUGGAAGUUGCACAUUGAAACUAAUAAACGUGUGUGUACUCUGGCAUAAUUUUGUUUUUAUUAAAAAAGUUCUCGUGCUCGCCAGCCGCCUUGGGCGCUGUUGCCUCCCUAUGGCACAUGCCUGUGUUGAAGUACAUCCUAGAGCAGGACAAGCAAUUGGCACAUCGUAUGUAUGGAACGGGCAGUCCAGAAAGUUCCCAAAUUUGGGGAUUUUUUCUUCAUUGAACGGGAGUGGGGAUUGGAGGCUUCUCAAAUUCUAAUGACGGGCGUCUUCAUUGGCACUGGUCAAUCACCGAAUCCGCUCCGCCAUCCCUUUUACAACUGGAACAGUGUGUUGAAACCCCCUAGUACCAAAAAGCUCCAA
Mauremys mutica (yellowpond turtle) is the source of this 2390-nucleotide messenger RNA. Its product is annotated as perforin-1-like. The record is from RefSeq and is a predicted model, not a curated record. Bases 182 to 1741 code for a protein of 519 amino acids. Lineage: Eukaryota; Metazoa; Chordata; Testudines; Geoemydidae. The transcript is spliced from 3 exons.